This is a messenger RNA of Zingiber officinale, 1886 nucleotides long. RefSeq names its product pentatricopeptide repeat-containing protein At2g02980, chloroplastic. Gene Ontology annotation, molecular function: protein binding; RNA binding; zinc ion binding. NCBI's taxonomy places the organism in Eukaryota, Viridiplantae, Streptophyta, Magnoliopsida, Zingiberales, Zingiberaceae. The record is from RefSeq and is a predicted model, not a curated record. Gene Ontology annotation, biological process: RNA modification. The transcript has a single exon. Bases 63 to 1865 code for a protein of 600 amino acids.
CUUCGGGUCAAACUUGGCCCGAUCCAUUUAAUCUUUUGUGGGUGUGGUGACGGGUGGAGAUCAUGGGGUCGUUGCCGGUCCAAAUGAGCUCCGCUGCCGCUCCCGCCAAUUCUAUGCCCAACGGUCACCAACCGUCGCACUUCCCGCCGCCGUUUCCCUCCUCCCUGCUCGCUCGCUGCUCCUCCCUCCGCGAUCUCCAGCAGCUCCACGCCCUCGCCAUCAAGUACCAGCUCCACCAUCGCCCUCCCUUCGUCGCCCGCCUCAUCGCUUCCUGCCCCCCUUCCGCCUCCGACUACGCCCGCAGCCUGUUCGACCAAAUCCCCCACCCCGACUCCGUCCUCUUCAACGUCCUCUCUCGCGGCUACGCCCGCUCCCACCACCCCCUCCGCUCCGUCUCCCUCUUCGCCCAAAUGCUCCUCUCCGGAGUUGCCCCCGACGCGUACUCCUUCCCUGCCCUCCUCAAGGCCUGCGCCACCGCCAGAGCCCUGCCGGAGGGCCGCCAGGCCCACGCUGCCGCCCUCAAGCUCGGCUUAGCCGACAACGCCUACGUCCUCCCCACUCUCAUCAGCAUGUACGCCGAGUGCAGCGACCUCGACGCCGCGCGCGGAGUCUUUUGCCGGGAAGGUGCUCGAUGCGUGGUCUCCUACAACUCCUUAAUCACCGCCUGCGUCCGAAGCAGCCGCCCCGGGGAGGCGCUAGCCCUUUUCCGCGAGAUGCAGGCGAAGGCUCUCCGGCCGACCGAUGUCACUGUGCUCAGCGUCCUCUCCGCCUGCGCCCUCCUCGGCGCGCUCGAAUUGGGGAAGUGGAUCCACGAGUACGCCAAAAAGAACGGGUUUUGUUCGUUCGUGAAGGUCAACACGGCGUUGAUCGAUAUGUAUGCGAAAUGUGGGAGCUUGGACGAUGCCGUCGCCGUGUUCGACGAAAUGAGCUCCAAGGACACGCAAGCUUGGUCCACCAUGAUCGUGGCCUACGCGAUCCAUGGCCACGGCGGCCAAGCCCUCGACCUGUUCGAUGGAAUGCUGAAGCAGGGAAUAGAGCCGGACGGAAUCACAUUCCUCGGGGUGUUGUAUGCCUGCAGCCACUCCGGGAAGGUGGAGCAAGGGCUCAGCUACUUCCACAGCAUGAGGAGUCGCCAUGGCAUUGCUCCGAGCAUCAAGCACUACGGGUGCAUGGUGGAUCUGUUGGCCCGUGCUGGCCGGCUCAUCGAGGCCUAUGAGUUCAUCGACGGAAUGCCGAUGAGGCCCACAGUGAUCUUGUGGCGUGCAUUGCUGUCAGCUUGUGGAUGCCAUGGGGAUGUGGAGCUUGGCCAACAGGUGUUUGAGAGGAUACUAGAACUCGACGACACUCAUGGUGGUGACUAUGUCAUUAUAUCCAACAUGUGUUCGUCUCACGGAAGAUGGGAGGAUGCAAACCGAAUAAGGAAGUUGAUGGGUGAGAAAGGGGUGGUGAAGGUUCCCGGUUGUAGCUCAAUCGAGGUCAAAAAUACUGUGCAUGAGUUUUUCUCCGGUGAUGGUAAGCACCCCCAAUCAAGAAUGGCACACAGGAUGGUGGAUGAAGUGGUGGAGCAGUUGAAGUCAGUAGGCUAUGUCCCCGAUACCUCGCGGGUGUUUCAUGCAGACAUGGGAGAGGAGGCGAAGGCAGCAAGCCUUAGAUAUCACAGCGAGAAGUUAGCGAUCGCAUUCGGGCUUACGACGACGCCACCAGGGACGACAUUGCGCAUUGUCAAGAACCUACGGGUUUGCGGGGACUGCCACUCCAUGGCGAAGUUAGUAUCGCUGGUGUUUGACAGGGAGAUUGUUCUCCGAGAUCUCAAUCGAUUCCACCACUUCAAGAAUGGAUCAUGUUCUUGUGGAGAUUUCUGGUAGUGAAGGAAAAUUACAUUCUCA